Molecule: messenger RNA, 7535 nt
Organism: Ichthyophthirius multifiliis
Lineage: Eukaryota; Ciliophora; Oligohymenophorea; Hymenostomatida
Product: ubiquitin-like modifier activating enzyme 6, putative
Exons: 5
Biological process (GO): protein sumoylation
Cellular component (GO): SUMO activating enzyme complex; cytoplasm
Molecular function (GO): SUMO activating enzyme activity
Source: RefSeq, a predicted model, not a curated record
AUCAAGAAAAUUUAUAAAAUAUAAAUUUGGAUUAUAUAGUUUAAUAAGUAAGGGAAAAAGUUGGACUUAUAUUUGCUUUCUUACCUGAUUAUGACUAAGAAUUAAUGCCUUUUUUAAUUUUCUUAAGCUCUAAAUUUUAAGAUUUCGGUGAAUUUUUAAUUUCUUAUUGUCUGUAAGAAGAGUAGUUUUCAUGCUAGGAAAUUUAUUCAUAAUUAAUAAUGUUAAUAAUAAUUAAUUCAUAAAGUACUGAAUUACUAAUUAAUCGUUUAGUUAAAUUAUUUGAUUUUAUAAUCAGGAAAAAAGAAAACCUCGUCAAUAUUUAAAAUUAUUUGCAUGCAUUUGUUAAUAUUAUUAGAUUUUUAAAUACUAAAAGCAAAUUAGAAAAAUAAAAAAUAAACAAAACUUUAGUUUAAUCUUUCGAUUUAAUUUACUAAAUAUUUCAAAUUUUCGAAAAUCAGUAAUUUUUGUGUAAUAAAAGCUUAAUCAAAUUUAUUAUUAAUUUAUUGGAUUUGCCAUCAUGUAUUUCAAUUGAAAAAAACGUCGAAAUAAUGGAAUAGACACUUAAUUAUCUAUGGCAAAAUGCAGAACUAAAUCCUGAAUUAUACGAUGUUAUAAGCGUAAUUAUAAAAGGAGGCAAAAAAUAAUGUUUUGAAUGGUUUAAAAGAGAAAAAAUCAUUGAAGAAAUAAUAGAAAAACACCAAAAAUACACUGGGAUAAAUAAUAAAUAUUCAUAAACGAAUAGCUUAUUGAAUAUAUUAGUUUCCUUAAUAGAAAAUUGUGAAAUAAAGGAACAAAUAAUAUUAAAAGAGGAAUUUCAUAUAAAAAUAUAUAAAAAGUAUCUAGAAAAAUCAAAAUAAAGUAACAUAAACUAUUCAUUAUUAGUAGAAUUUAUGAAGAAAUGUGUAAUUGAAAAUGAUUAAGAGAAAGAAAAAUUAAUUAAAAUUAUGAAAAAAGAUAUUAUUUAUUAUUAAGAAAAUGAAUUUAUUAGUAAAUUUUUCCUUCCUUUUUUAAAAUCUAUGAAUGUUCUUCUUAUUUCCUUUCAUGUAUUUGAUUCUAUCUCUUCAACGUGGGUAUUCGAAAACAAGACCUUAAUCAAAAUUCUUGGAAACAAUAAACUUAAUAAUUUCAACAUUUAAAAUAAUAACAAUUCUUUAUGCAAAAUAUCUUCUUCUUUAUUAUCUAAUAGAUAAAAUGACAUAUUUUCUUAAACAAUUAAAGACCUUACUGAAAAAAGCGGACUUUAUAAAGUUCUACGUAAUCAAGAAUGGAUACUGACACUUUCUUAGAAUUAAGAUAGUAUGGAGGCUCUAGUUCAACCUUUAAAAAAAAAAGUAUUAACAAAUGCACCUUUUGUUAUUAUUAUCUAAGGGUCUAAUGCAGGAAAUAAAUGUGUUUGUGGAGUUUUUUCUUCAUAAGGAAUGCAGCCUUGUGCUGAAAUAUCUGGAGAUUUUGCUAAUGAAGAAAACUAUGUAAUUCCAAAAGAAGAUGAUUGCUUCAUUUUUUAUUAUGAAGAUAAUUAUGAAAUGCAUUUUAAUGCUCAAGGAGAUUAAUGGGGUAAUUUUUCUUUUUCUGAUGAUUUUGGAGCUUCUUUGUCUUUCAAAUAUAAUAAAAUAGAUCGAAUUACUCUUUGUUUUAAUUUUAAUUCUUAGAGUUAUGUCGAUAUUAAUUUAUAUGAUAUGAAACCUAUAGAUAAAGAUUAAAGUAAUUUUCCACACGAUGUUCCAGCAGAUUUCUUAUUCGAAAAAGCUGAAUAUUAUACAUUAAAAUAAGAUAUAGGUAAAGGAAUAUUAGACAAAAAAACAAAUAGAGAAAGCUCAUUUUAAAAAUGUGAUUUUAGCGACAAACUAUUUGUAUUUGAUAAAAAUAAACUUCUCGAAGAAAACAAUUUACAUAAAUUAUAUAGAAUUAACCCUAUUUAUUAUAUAAAUGCAAAUACUAAAAUAUCUCAAAUUGUAAAAAACGUCAAAAUUUAAGGAAUGUAAUUAAAACGAAAAGAAGAAUUAAGUUUACAAAUAAACGACCAAUAAGUGAAUAUAAAUAGUAAUGAAUAAAUCAUGAAUUUCAAAAAUACUUAAUAAAAUGGGAUUAUUGAUGUUUUUUUGGAUAUUUCUUAAUUAUUUGAAACUUAGUCAAUUUAAUAAGUACCUUCUAUCUUAAACGAAAAAGAAGAUUAUCCUAUAUUUUAAUGUUUUGAAAAAUUUGAAGGAAUUAAAGAAAUUAUUAAGGUUGCUGAAAAAAGAUUAUUGGAAUGGGAAAAUCAAGAAAAGGCUAAUAAGUGGAUACUUUUUAUUUAAGAAUUAAAUGAAUUUGCUCAAAUAAAAGAUUUUAUGCAUAGUUUUAUAUAAAAUGAAUAUCUUCUUGAAGUUCUUUUAGAUUUAUUAGCUAUAAAUCAAGAUAGAAAAUAAAUAUAAUAAGAUGCCUCAUUAAAUAAUAUUAAUAAUCUUUAAUUAGUAAAUACAACUAGUAAAGCAUUAGAUAUUUUCAAUUCAUCAAAAAAAGAAUAAAAAGUAACCCCAAAUAAAUGUAAUUUAAAUGAAUCAGAAAACGGUAAUUUUUUAGAAGAAAAAGAAGAAAAAAUUGUAAAGAGUUUGUAUAAAAUACUGCAAGAAGUAUUAUAAAAACAUCCUUCUUAACUAUCUAAUGACUUUUUUAGACCAAUUCUAAAUAGAAUCUAAUAGAUAUCAAAAGAAAAUCCUAGAUAAAAAAAAUAAAAAUAAUAGGAAGAAGAAAAAUAGCAUAAUAUACAAUAAUAAUAAAAUCAAACUUAAGAAGAAGAAAUAUAAAUUCAAUAAAAAAUAUAAGCAAAAUCAGGUAUUGGAUAUGCAUCUGAUGCAAAUCAUAAUAAUCAAAAAUGGAAUAUUAACGAAUACGUAGAAGCUAAAUAAAAUAGAUCUGAAUAGCUUCUAUAACUCUUGGUUAUUUUAGAGUUUUCUCUAGACAAUAAACAAUUUUUGAACCCUUCGCAUGAAUUUUUCGAUAUUAUUUGCUAAAGUAGUCUUUUACCUUUAAUUGAAAGUGCUUUAAGAAGUGGCUCUUUAUUAGAUAUUUCUAAAGAAAGUGAACUUUUUUUUACUUAUUUAAGAAUUAUUAAGGUUUUUUCAACACAUUAGAAUUUAGUUUCAUUACUUUUUGAUUUAGGAGAUUAAUAUAUUCCUUUAUAAACUUAAAGUAUUUUUACUUUAAUCUCUUAAUUGAAAAAUACGGCUGACAUAUUUCUUUAAUGUUUGCCAAAAGAAAAAAAGAAAUCAGAUGAAGAAACAUAUUAAAUCGCAAUAAAAACAGAAGAACUUUAUAUACACUUAAAAAAAGUUGAAGAAAAUUAAUAAAAUUUUUAGAAAAAAAAUGAAAAUAAUAAUUUUUUUGAUCUAUAAUUAAGUCCUUCAGAAUAAUACAAAAAGUUUCUUGCCCCUCUCAGAUUCGGAUAUAUGAGCAUGAAAUAUGAAAAUAAUUAUAAACAUUUUUAUUCCUCUUAUAUAAGCUAAAAUAACAAUCCUUCUCAAUAAAAAAUUGUAAGACUUGCAUAAGAACUUUCCGAUAUGUACAAUAGCCUGCCAAUUGAUAUCACCAAUAGCAUUUUUGUUAGAUGUGAUAAUCUAAGAGUUGAUCUUUUGAAAGUCCUUAUUACUGGAUCAUCAGGUACUCCUUAUGGACAUGGAGCUUUCCUUUAUGAUGUAUUUUUUGAAGAUACUUAUCCUUAAACACCACCAAAAGUAACCCUUGUCACUACUGGGGAAUCAAAAGUUAGAUUUAACCCUAAUUUAUAUAGUUGUGGAAAAGUUUGUUUAUCUUUAUUAGGAACAUGGAGAGGGAAUGCUAGUGAAAAUUGGGAUCCUAAAAUAAGUACUCUUUUAUAAGUUUUGUUAAGUUUACAGGCUAUCAUUAUGACUGAAGAUGUCUAUUUUAACGAACCAGGUUUCGAAGGGUAAGCUGGAAGUGAUGAAGGUGAAAAAAAAAAUAGAGCAUAUUAAAAUAUUGUAAAAUAUUGCAAUAUCAAAUUUGCUAUGAUUGACUAAAUUUUAAAUCCUCCCAAAGGUUUUGAAGAUGUCAUAUAAAGGCAUUUUUAUAUUAAAAAAAAUGAAAUUCUAUCAGAAGUUAAUUAGUGGAUUGCUUAAGCCGAAUCAAAUGAUGUAAACUAUACAGGCUUAGUUUAUGGUCAUAACACUUUAUGGUGUUAAGAGUUCAGUUAACCAAAUAAAUACAAAGAAAUGCUUAUAGAAUUAGUGACAUAAUUAAAUAAAACUUUAAAUUAAAUACCUUCUCCCAAAACAACUGUUCCACAAAAAGAGACAACAUAAGAAUCCAAAAAAUAAAUAAAAAAAAGCAAAAAUAUAACUUAAAAAAAUUAACAAUAAGAAUAAGAGGAAGAAAUAGACGUAGAAUAUGAAGAUCAGGAAAAUACAAUUAAAAAUUUUUUAGAUAUAAAUGAUGAAAAUGUAAAAGAUAGAUGGAGUAGAUAUAUUUGUGCUAUGGGUGUAGACUCAGUAAAUAAGCAAUCAAAAAGUUCUGUUUUUUAAAUUGGUUUAGGUCCUCUAGGAGUAGAAAUUGCUAAAAAUAUAAUACUUAGUGGAGUUAAAAAGCUUACUAUCCAAGAUUCUAAGAAAGUCUAAAAGGAAGAUUUAUUCGGCUAAUUCUUUAUAACAGAAAAAGAUUUAAUUGAAUAAAGAAAACGCGUUGAUAGUUGUUUUAAUAAACUUUAAUAAUUAAAUACUUAUGUUGAAUUAGAAAAAAAUACUGAAGAACUAAACGAUAAUACUGAUUUAGAAAAAAAAUUUAAAUUUCAAGACUAUGAUGUUCUUUUGAUUACUGAAUUUAUUCCUUUCGAAAUUUAAAUAAAAAUAAAUGCUAUUUGCAGAAAAUUUGGAAUUAAAUUUAUUUCUGUGUUUAUUUUAGGUACUUUUGUUUUCUUUUUUAAUGAUUUUGGUGAUUCUUUUGAAGUUUUAGAUAAAGAUGGAGAAGAAACAUAAUUAUAUAAUGUCAAGUAAAUAUUUAUAGGAGAAAAUAAUUAACAAACUGUGCAUUUAAAUUAAAAACAUAACUUCGAAGAUGGAGAUUAUGUUGCUAUUUUAGAUGAAAAAGAAGCUUUGAAAUAUUAAAAUUAUAGUUUUUAAGAAGAAAAUUUACAUAAAAUUAGUGUUUUAAACCAUAAUUCUUUAAUAUUACAUCCUAAUUAAAAUAAUAAUUAAUAUAAACAAAAUAUUUAUUCAAUUAUUAAAGUUAAAAAACCUAUUUUAUUGAAAUUUAAACAUUUAAAAAAUGUACUUUUUAAUAUAGAAAAUGAAAAUGAAAUACCUUUUGAUGAUUCUUUGAAAUUUUAUGACUUUGAAAAAAUCGAUAAUUUGCAUAUUUUGCAUUAAGCCUUUUUAUGUUUAGAUAUAUUUUUUUAAAUGAAUAAAAGGUUGCCCUAAGCAUGGAACAAAGAUGAUGCUUAUAAAUUUAUUUAAAUUUAUAAAUAAAAAUACGUUAAAAAAGUUUAAGAAAACGAUACAGAUUUAUGUAAAAAAACUCUUUAAUUUUUAAAUUUGUUUUCCUAAACAUUAUCUGGUGUUUUACCUCCUUUAUGUGCAUUUGUUGGAGGAUUUACUACUUAAGAAAUUUUUAAAGCAAUAACAAAUAAAUUUAUGCCUACUAAAUAAUUAUUUUAUAUGGAUUUCUGUGAAUUAAUACACGAGGAAAAAUAAGAUGAAGAAAAAAAAGAGCAAGAUGAUAAUAAUAGCAAUAUUAAAAAUCCUUUAGAAAUAAUUAUAGGAAAAUAAGCAUAUUAAAAAAUUAAAUAAUCUAAAGUUUUUAUGGUUGGCUGUGGAGCUAUUGGUUGUGAAUUAUUAAAAAAUUUUGCAAUGAUAAAUGCUUGUAUAGAAGGUACAUUAACAAUUACAGAUCCUGAUUAUAUUGAGAAUUCAAAUUUGAACCGUUAAUUUUUAUUCAGAGAAAAACAUAUUAAAAAAUCAAAAUCUUUAACCGCCUAAGCUGCUGUAAUUUAAAUAAAUCCGAAUUUAAAAGGACAUGUAAUAGCAAAAACAGAAAAAUUAGAAGAAAACACCAAAAACAUUUUUACUGAUAAAUUCUUUGAAUAGCAAAAUAUUGUUGCUAAUGCUCUAGAUAAUGUUUAAGCUCGAAAAUAUGUAGAUUCUCGUUGUGUUAUAACCCGAAUACCUUUAUUAGAGUCUGGAACUUUAGGUCCUAAAGGACAUGUUUAAGUUAUAAUACCUUAUUUAACAGAAUCUUAUUCUAGUUAAGCGGAUCCUUAAGAAGAUAAUAAUACAGAUAUUCCUUAUUGCACGUUAAAAAUGUUCCCAGAAGAUACAAUACAUUGUUUAGAAUGGGCUCGUGAUAAAUUUUCGAAGAUAUUUAGUUUAAAACCUAAAAAAGCCGAAAAAGUAUUAAGACAAUAUAUUUCUGACAAAAAUGGAUUUAUUCAAAAUCUUAAAAAUGAUGAAGACUAAAAAUUACCCUAUGUAAGCUUGAAAAUUCUAAAAAAUAAACCGAAAAAUUGGGAAGAUUGUCUUUAAAAAGGUAUUUAAAAGUUUUAGAAAUAUUUCCGAUUAGAUAUUAUAAAAUUAUUACAAUAAUAUCCUAAAAACCAUAAAACUAAAGAUAAUUAAUAUUUCUGGAAACCCCCAAAACGUAUUCCUAAUGAAAUAAAUUGCCUAAAUUUAAAAAAUUAGUUUCAUUUAUAUUUUAUCCAAUCUUUUUCUGCAUUAUAUGCCUAACUCUUUAAUAUUAAAUAGGGAGAUGAUGAAAAAGCUAAUAUUUAAUUUAUUGAAGAUUAAUUAAAAAAGUAAAAUAUUUUUAUAGAAGAAAAAGAAGGAUAAAUAAAAUAAUAAAAAGAAGAAUAAAAAGAAGAGAAAAAAGAAGUGUAAAAAGAAGAAGAACAACAAGAAGAGUUAAAUGAAGAUGAUAAAAACACAAAAAAAUUUACAAAAACUUUAGAAGAAUAAAGCAUUAUAAUAGAAUAAUUAAAAGAUACAUUAGAUAAAGAAAAUGUGUUUAAAAUUCAAAAUAUAGAUUUUGAAAAAGAUAAUAAAAUACACAUAGAUUUUAUUUAUUCUUUAACAAAUUUAAGGGCAAAUAGUUAUUCCUUACCUGAGAUGAAUUGGUUUACUUGUAAAAUAAAAGCUGGUAAAAUUGUUCCUGCAUUAGCUUCUACAACAGCUUCUAUAGCAGGGCUUUAAGUUAUUGAGUUUAUUAAAUAUAUGUAAAAUAAAAAAACCUUAAUGAGAAAUUCUUUUCUUAAUUUAGCUGUGCCUAUUAUAUCAGUUAGUGAACCAGGUUAAGCUAAAAAGAAAAAAAUUAACUCUUUAUUAGAAAUUGAUCUAUGGGAAAGAUGGAAUUUCCAAGUUACAGAUUAAAUGACUCUUUCUUAAUUACUUUAAUUAAUUUAAAAAGAAAAAUAAAUUUAACCUUAUAGUGUACUUUUUGGUUAAAAACUUAUCUUUUCUAAAUUAAUGGGUGACAAUUAAAAUAUCUUAUAAAAGAAAAUUAAAGACCUUAUUGUAAUUAUUUAUUAAUUAAAAUUUAUUUAUUAAUUAAUAGGUUGA